GCUCACCCUUAGCGAUCCGCUACCGGUCGCCAGCGAUCCCGCUCCCGGGUCCCGAACAGACCCAGAGUGCGCGCAACGACGGGUUGGGACACUUGCGGACCUGACCCUGGAGAUCACCCGGGUUUGCCCGCCUCCCAUCAGCCGCGAUUCCCUGGCCCGCGACCCUGAGCCCAGGGAACUCAUUGGGUGGGGGUAGGGUCCCCGGGGACCCGGGCCAGCUCCCGGCGCGACGAUGGAAGAGCAGCAGCGCGCGCGCUCGCACACGGUCACCACCACUACCAGCUCCUUCGCGGAGAACUUCUCCACCACCAGCAGCAGCUUCGCUUACGACCGAGAGUUCCUCCGCACCCCGCCGGGGCUCCUGAUCGUGGCAGAGAUCGUCCUGGGACUGCUGGUGUGGACGCUCAUCGCUGGCACUGAGUAUUUCCGAGUCCCUGCUUUUGGCUGGGUAAUGUUUGUAGCUGUCUUUUACUGGGUCCUCACCGUCUUCUUCCUCAUUGUCUACAUCACCAUGACUUACACCAGGAUUCCCCAGGUGCCCUGGACCACAGUGGGCCUGUGCUUUAACAGCAGUGCCUCCGUCUUGUACUUCUCCGCAGCCGUAGUGGACGCGUCUUCUGUCUCCCCAGAGAAGGAAGGUCACAACUUCAACAGCUGGGCAGCGUCCUCGUUCUUUGCCUUCCUGGUCACCAUCUGCUAUGCUGGGAACACAUACUUCAGUUUCAUAGCCUGGAGAUCUAGGACCGCCCAGUGACUCUGCCUCCUCAGAAAAUGGAGAAGACACACCAGGAUGAAACCCACUGUUACAGAAAAACAGUUGUAGCUAUAAUGUAUAUUGCCCCAGAAUUGUAUUUAACUAAUGUUUUUAUAUCUUAGUUAAAUUAGCUCCCAGUGUCUUGUUACAAUCAAGCUGGAUAUUUACUUGGGAAGUGCUGUGGCUUCUAAUGAACCCCAGGGUCUCCUGACUUCCUCCUAGGUUUUAUUUUUCUUACACAAUGUAUAAAUAAAUUCUUAAAUGUUA
This is a messenger RNA of Apodemus sylvaticus (European woodmouse), 1021 nucleotides long. It is a transcript of the gene Cmtm8, whose product is annotated as CKLF like MARVEL transmembrane domain containing 8. Gene Ontology annotation, molecular function: structural constituent of myelin sheath. Gene Ontology annotation, biological process: myelination. Bases 233 to 754 code for a protein of 173 amino acids. The transcript has 5 exons. Gene Ontology annotation, cellular component: membrane. The record is from RefSeq and is a predicted model, not a curated record. NCBI's taxonomy places the organism in Eukaryota, Metazoa, Chordata, Mammalia, Rodentia, Muridae.